Messenger RNA from Euleptes europaea (tarantolino), 3624 nucleotides. It is a transcript of the gene BTBD7, whose product is annotated as BTB domain containing 7. Gene Ontology annotation, molecular function: protein binding. The transcript is spliced from 11 exons. The record is from RefSeq and is a predicted model, not a curated record. NCBI's taxonomy places the organism in Eukaryota, Metazoa, Chordata, Lepidosauria, Squamata, Sphaerodactylidae. Bases 155 to 3523 code for a protein of 1122 amino acids. Gene Ontology annotation, biological process: morphogenesis of a branching epithelium.
CCAGCCGGGAACCAUGGCCGCCCGGGGCGGAGGCUGACCAGCGGCACGAAAUGAAGGCGAAGAACCUACUUGAGCAGUGUCUGAAGUUUUAUAAUGGAUUAUGGGACUGUGUGCUGAUGAGCCAGCAAGUGGAAUGCCUGAGUGACUGAAGAAAAUGGGUGCUAAUGCUUCGAACUACCCUCAUUCGUGUUCCCCAAGGGUAGGGGGAAAUUCUCAGGCACAGCAGACAUUCAUAGGAACGUCAUCCUAUUCUCAUCAAGGCUAUGGCUGUGAAUCCAAACUCUACAGCCUUGACCAUGGCCAGGAGAAACCUCAAGACAAGAAAAAGAAAAGCUCUGGCCUCGCCACCCUCAAAAAGAAGUUUAUUAAGCGCCGGAAGUCUAGCCGGUCUGCUGAUCAUGCCAAGCAGAUGCGUGAGCUCCUCUCAGGCUGGGAUGUCAGAGAUGUCAAUGCAUUAGUGGAAGAGUAUGAAGGAACGUCAGCCUUAAAAGAGCUUUCACUACAAGCUAGUUUGGCAAGACCAGAAGCCAGAACGUUACAGAAAGACAUGGCUGAAUUAUAUGAGUUUAAAUAUUGUACGGAUGUAGAUCUUAUAUUUCAAGACACUUGUUUCCCUGUGCAUCGUGCUAUUUUGGCAGCAAGGUGUCCCUUUUUUAAGACCCUGCUUUCUUCUUCACCAGAGUAUGGUGCAGAGAUUAUAAUGGAUAUCAACACCGCUGGCAUAGACCUGCCCAUGUUCUCUGCUUUGUUACACUACCUGUACACAGGAGAGUUUGGAAUGGAGGAUUCGCGGUUUCAAAACGUUGACAUCCUCAUGCAGCUUAGUGAGGAAUUCGGAACACCAAAUUCUUUAGAUGUUGACAUGCGAGGGCUCUUGGACUAUAUGUGCUACUAUGAUGUGGUUCUCACUUUUUCAUCUGACUCUGAACUGGUUGAAGCUUAUGGUGGAAGUCAAACGUGCUUAGAUGAGGAGCUCAGAGCGCACAAAGCUAUAAUUUCAUCACGGUCCCCCUUUUUUCGACAUCUGCUGCAGCGCAGAAUACGGACGGGUGAAGAAAUCACAGAUCGAACACUAAGGACUCCAACUAGGAUUAUACUGGACGAAUCAAUCAUACCAAAAAAAUAUGUGAGAGUAAUUUUAAACUGUAUGUAUACCGACAUGGUAGACCUCUCUAUUUUGCACAGUAGUCCUUCAGUGGGGAGUCUGAGUGAAGUUCAGGCUCUUGUGGCAGGAAAGCCAAACAUGACGAGGGCUGAAGAAGCUAUGGAACUUUACCACAUAGCGCUCUUCUUGGAGUUUAACAUGCUUGCUCAAGGUUGUGAGGAUAUUAUUGCGGAGAGCAUCUCUCUAGACACCUUAAUUGCCAUUCUCAAGUGGAGUUCUCAGCCAUAUGGCUCCAAGUGGGUACAUCGCCAGGCACUCCAUUUCCUCUGUGAGGAGUUUACCCAGGUCAUGACUUCAGACGUCUUUUACGAGCUCUGCAAAGAUCACCUGCAAACUGCUAUUCAGUCUGACUACUUACAGGCAAGCGAGCAAGAUGUGCUCAAGUACCUUAUUAAAUGGGGAGAGCAUCAGUUGAUGAAAAGAAUAGCAGACCGAGAGCCUAACUUGCUGAGUGGCACAGCUCACAGUGUGAACAAGCGAGGUGUGAAGAGGCGAGACCUUGAUAUCGAAGAGCUCAAAGAGAUUCUGUCUCCUCUCCUGCCCUUUGUACGCAUUGAACAUAUUUUGCCCAUGAACAGUGAAGUGCUGACUGAUUCUAUGAAAAGAGGCCUCAUUAGUACUCCUCCUUCGGACAUGUUGCCCACAGCAGAGGGGGGCAAGUCAAAUGCGUGGCUACGGCAAAAGAAUACGGGAAUAUACGUGAGACCAAGGCUAUUCUCGCCCUAUGUGGAAGAAGCCAAGUCGGUUCUAGAUGAGAUGAUGGUGGAACAGACGGACCUGGUUCGUUUGCGGAUGGUUAGAAUGUCCAAUGUACCAGACACUCUUUACAUGGUAAACAAUGCAGUUCCUCAGUGCUGUCACAUGAUAAGUCACCAGCAAAUGAGCAGUAACCAGUCCAGCCCUCCUUCAGUUGUAGCCAAUGAAAUCCCAGUUCCUCGUCUGUUGGUUGUUAAAGAAAUGGUCAAACGGCUGCAGGAACUCCGCCAUACGGAGCAGGUGCAAAGGGCUUACGCUUCCAACUGCGGAGAAGGUGCCACCGUCAGUUUUGAGAUUCAGAUCCGUGUGCUGAGGGAAUUUGGGCUUUCUGAUUCCGCUGCAGAGCUCUUGCAGAAUCCUCACAAGUUUUUCCCUGAGGAGCAUUUUGGCGAUGAAAGCCCGCUGUUGACCCUGAGGCAGUCAGGGGGGCGAUGCCGGGUGAACAGCACGCCUGCCGCAGAAACCCUGUUUACAGAGCUCGACUCUUUUGUGGCCUUCCAUCCGCCGCUGCCCCCUCCCCCACCCCCUUACCAUCCGCCAGCCACUCCGAUUCACAACCAGUUCAAAGUCGGGUGGAAGCAACGGGCCCAGAGCCAGCAGCACCCCUCGCGGUCCUUCUCGUACCCCUGCAACCAUUCCUUGUUCCACUCCAGAACGGCGCCGAAAGUGGCCCCGCCCAUCUACUUGUCCGGGGUGAAAGCCAUGCCUCCCGAUUGCACUAACACUACCGGGCUGGGAAGACAAACUGUGGCGGCGGCAGCUGUGAUGGCGGCCGAAAAGCAAGCGGGUACACAGCCUGUGCUCAAUGAGCUGAUGCCAGACAUUGCAAUGGGCGUGUCAACGAUGUCUCUCAAGGACAGGAGGCUGCCGGAGCUCACUGUUGACACAGAGCUUAGCCAGCCUGUUUUGGAGAUUGGACCAGGACCACCCCAGCACAUCUCAUGCAUUCAGACGAGGCACACGCACAGUUCCCGGAAGAAGCAUUCCAUCGAGCAGAAGCUGGAUACAAGGGAGAAUUCGCAGGAAUAUCCGGAUUUCUAUGAUUUCUCCAAUGCUGCUUGCAGGCCUUCCACUCCAGCUCCUGGCAGGCACUCUCCAUCACCUUCCCAAGCUGUCUAUUUUGGCCCGGAUUUGUAUAGCCACAACAAAGCAUCACCCAGCGGCUUAAAGCCCGCCCACCUGCCUAAUCAUCUCUCUCCUAAAAAGCUUGAGGACCCUAGGAGAGAGUACGUGCUUUCUCAAGAAGGGCAUCCCCACAGACAAAAGAGCGAACCGAUACACCUCGAUGUCUUAGAGCAGCCGCCCCAGAGGUUGGGCCUGGCGUUGGCUGCCCAAGAGAACAUCGGGAACGGCCCGGCUCACGCGAGGGGACGAACAAAGAUGGAGACGGACUUGACCUACGGCCUGACUGCCAGCCGGCCUCCUCUGCCUGCCUACGGUUCAGGGAGCCACGAAGAGCAAUCUGGCCGCAGGCUGGCGAACACAGAGCCUCUCGAUCACGAAGCACAGAGAAACGCAGAUUUGGAAAGGGAAGAGGCGGUCAGCAGAGGGAGGCGGUCUCCCAGCAAACCAGACUUCCUGUACAAAAAGUCCGCCCUCUGAAAACCACUUCCACUUCUUCUCUGUGCCUCAGAAUUGUGACCGACCCAGUCCUUUUGCAACCUUUGGCCUGACGUUGUCAGGCAAGUGCAUAAUGCCAGCCG